AUGCCUCGCUGGCCCCUUCCUGCCGCCUCCUCUCUGUUCCCCUCGCCCGUGCCCUCUGCAUGCCCUCUCUGGCUUCCUGCACCCGCUUCGCUCCUUGCGCCAGAGUUCCGCCUUCCGUUCUGCUCUCUUGGCGACUUCCACCUGCCUCGUACCGCCUCUCCCUCGAUCCUCCUCGCCCCUCUGUCCGUCCCCACUGCACCGUCGGCGGUCCGUGCACCUCCCGCUCCUCCCAUCUGCUCAUCUCGCGCCGGGUCGCCUCUCUGGCGAUGGCGCCGCUCCCUCUCCGCCAAGCGGGACUGCUCCUUCUUCCCCUUGCCGCACGGAUUCGGCGCCUGCCACGCUCGAUGGCUCAUCUCUGGCCCGCCCAGCUCCUGCCGUCCGGAGCUCUCCGUGCGCCGCCCUUCCUCGUGGGGAUCGUCUCGACCGCGCGAUUCUGGCGGCGGGGUCUCUAAUUCCGCGACCGCCACCGGGCCCGUCUCCGCUUGCGCUUCCGUCGGCUCGAUUUCCGCACCGCCCGUUCCUCCUGCUCGCGCCUCAUUCGCCCCUUCUAUCCUUGCCUCCUCGUCUGACCGUCCCGAUCCUUCCUCCUCGUCCUCCGCGCCCUGCUCCAGCGUCUCUUCUUGA
This is a messenger RNA of Closterium sp. NIES-65, 624 nucleotides long. Lineage: Eukaryota; Viridiplantae; Streptophyta; Zygnematophyceae; Desmidiales; Closteriaceae. The record is from the annotation of a GenBank genome assembly.